Molecule: messenger RNA, 1920 nt
Organism: Trichoderma aggressivum f. europaeum
Lineage: Eukaryota; Fungi; Ascomycota; Sordariomycetes; Hypocreales; Hypocreaceae
Exons: 3
Coding region: 1-1920 (639 amino acids)
Biological process (GO): 3-(3-hydroxy)phenylpropionate catabolic process
Molecular function (GO): 3-(3-hydroxyphenyl)propionate hydroxylase activity; FAD binding
Source: RefSeq, a predicted model, not a curated record
AUGGCAGAGAAAGGUCCUUUCGAGACGACUGACAUCAUUGUAUGCGGCUGUGGGCCAACUGGCGCCAUGGUGUCAGUGCUUUUGAGUCAGUACUCCAUACAGCAUGUUGUACUCGAACAAGACAGCGAAGUGAAUGCAGACCCACGCGGUAUCGCACUCGAUGAAGAUGGCAUCCGCUACCUCCAGGCAUGUGGAAUAUACGAAAAAAUAUUCACAGAGAUAGGCCAGUGUAUGGGUAAUUUCAGAUUUAUCGACAAGGAUCAUCAUGACCUUACCAGGAGACCAUUCAUGAUGAUGGAUUACAGCACGACUGAAGGUGGUACUGGCCAUCCAGGCUUCAUGUGCCAUAAACAGCCAUACGUUGAGAAGCACCUAAGGUCACAAAUAACGACACUGGGUGUAGGCAAAAUGUAUCUGGGAGCACGUGUCACAUCUAUCUGGGAAGAUGAAGAUUGGGUAUACGCGCGAUACACCGACACAUUUAAUCAAGAUCAUGCCGUUCGCGGCAAAUUUCUCGUCGGUGCAGAUGGCAAGACAGGCUUCACGCGUAAACAGUACUUGGAGCCUCGAGGCAUCACCUUGGAUCAGGCCAUGAAGAUGCCGUACGAGGAAGAUUGGGUUGCCCUCAACUGGAAGAUCUCCCUUCCUUCGCCCGAGACACAUCCCGAUUUUCCCCUUUGGGAGAAGGGGUAUACACCUCAAGAAGUGUACGAUGAAUUUUUUCCUACGGACUUCCGAUUCAUGUGCAACCAUGUCCGACCUGCUGUUUGUGGUCGUUUUGGUCUUGAUAGCGACAGACUUUGGCGCUUCGAGUUUGUGGUUCGGUCAGGUGAAGACCCAGGUGACAUGGCAAAGCCAGACCAGAUUGCAAGGGUCGUUCACCCCUAUAUAACGCACCCGGGGAGUCGCUAUGGACUCACAACGAAGCAAAUCCAAUACCCGCUAGAUUGUGUAGAGGUUCUUCGUUGUAGACCAUUCAGGUUCUCGGCAAGAAGCUGCAAUAAGUGGUCGCUUGGUCGAGUCAUUCUCUGCGGAGACGCUGCUCAUGUUUUCCCUCCGUUUGGAGGCCAAGGAAUCGCGUCAGCGUUUCGAGAUGCCAUCUCAAUCGUGUGGCGUCUGCAUAUAGCAACCAAUGCUUCUUCUAGAAGCCAUGUUACGUUGGACUACCAGACACUAUUCGAAGGCUGGUAUUCAGAACGAAAACAACAGCUGGACAAGUCACUUCGAUCCACCGUUGAGAAUGGCAACUAUGUCACGGAAUCUAGUCGUGUUAAAGUGUUCCUACGUGACUGGUACCUCUGGCUCAUCCAGCUCGUCCCAAGUUGGAAACACUGGCUGCAGUUGGGUAACCGCAGAGAUGGGAUGGUCAAGUAUCGGUGGCAGGCGGGAAUGGGAAUGGCCUUUUUACCUAGACUUGGCGGCGGCAGGAAUUUCCCCCAGGUCUACAUUGUUCCUGUUACAAAUACUCCACGAACCGAAAGGGUUCUCUUCACUGACGACGUCAUAUUCAGUCAUCAAAAGCAGGGCCUAUUUCAGGUGGUUGUAAUAUUACGGCCUCAGAGCAAUGUCGACAGCGUGGAGACAGCCCUUCACGGCCUCCAAGAGAUAUCAAACGGAGCCCUGAAGGAUGACGAGACCUCAAUAUUUCUUGACAGUACUCAAGCUCCCCCCUGUGACUUGAAGGGACGGAACAUCUACCGGCUCGCCACUGCCGCAGAGUUCGCUGGUGACCUAGUUCUAUGCGCAGGAAGGCCCAAGCCCAUGGGCUAUGAUCCGCAUCGUAUGUCCAAGGAAGUUGGAAACAAAACGUUUAUUAUUUUGCGACCUGAUCGAUUUGUUUUUGCGGCCUGCGAUACAAGAUCCGACUUGGCUUAUGCUGCUCAAAUGCUUGGCAAGCUCGUGGCGACUGGAACACUAUAA